Camelus dromedarius (Arabian camel) is the source of this 1416-nucleotide messenger RNA. It is a transcript of the gene TSEN34, whose product is annotated as tRNA splicing endonuclease subunit 34. Lineage: Eukaryota; Metazoa; Chordata; Mammalia; Artiodactyla; Camelidae. The transcript is spliced from 5 exons. Gene Ontology annotation, cellular component: tRNA-intron endonuclease complex. Bases 192 to 1130 code for a protein of 312 amino acids. Gene Ontology annotation, molecular function: tRNA-intron lyase activity; nucleic acid binding. The record is from RefSeq and is a predicted model, not a curated record. Gene Ontology annotation, biological process: tRNA-type intron splice site recognition and cleavage; tRNA splicing, via endonucleolytic cleavage and ligation.
CUGAGGUGGCGGCGUGACGAAAUCGACGCAGGGGGUCAGCAUGGGGUGCGGGGUGUGGAGGAAGCGGCGCGGGACGUGCAACGUAGGGGGUGGCUCCGCCGGGACUGCGAGUUGGUGUUUACGAGGUGACUAGCUGGUUGUUAUCAGAGGACGGUGCAACAUUCUGAAGGGAGCGCUCACGAGUGGGGAGGAUGCUGGUGGUGGAGGUGGCGAACGGCCGCUCGCUGGUAUGGGGGGCCGAGGCGGUGCAGGCGCUGCGUGAGCGCCUGGGAGUAGGGGGCCGCACUGUGGGCGCCCUGCCCCGCGGGCCCCGCCAGAACUCGCGCCUGGGCCUCCCGCUGCUGCUGAUGCCUGAAGAGGCGCGGCUCCUGGCCGAGAUAGGCGCAGUGACCCUGGUCAGCGCCCCGCGCCCGGAUCCCCGCCAACACAGCCUGGCAUUAGCAUCCUUCAAGCGCCAGCAGGAGCAGGGCUUCCAGGAGCAAAGUGCUCUGGCAGCUGAAGCCCGUGAGACCCGUCGUCAGGAGCUCCUAGAGAAGAUUGCCGAGGGCCAGGCUGCGAAGAAGCAGAAGCUGGAACAGGAAUCAGGGACCAGUGGGAGCCAGGAGCCCGGUGGAAACCAAGCUGCAGAAGAGAAUGAGGCCAGUGCUAGCCAGGCUGCUGGGGAGCAUGAAGAAGCAGGUGAAGGUUCCUCCUCUCCCCAACCGGGGCCUUCAAACGGAGUGGCCCCUUUGCCCAGGUCUGCUCUGCUUGUCCAGCUGGCCACUGCCAGGCCUCGGCCCAUCAAGGCUAGGCCCCUGGACUGGCGUGUCCAGUCCAAAGACUGGCCCCAUGCUGGCCGCCCUGCCCACGAGCUUCGCUACAGCAUCUACAGGGAUCUGUGGGAGCGAGGCUUCUUCCUCAGCGCUGCCGGCAAGUUCGGGGGCGACUUCCUGGUCUAUCCUGGCGACCCACUCCGUUUCCAUGCUCACUACAUCGCUCAGUGCUGGGCUCCUGGGGACCCCAUCCCACUCCAGGACCUGGUUUCUGCUGGCCGCCUGGGAACCAGUGUCAGGAAGACGCUGCUCCUGUGCUCUCCGCAGCCUGAUGGUAAGGUGGUCUACACGUCCCUGCAGUGGGCCAGCCUGCAGUGAACUCCAGAGACCUACGGGCCCGGGGCUGAGUCUCUGAAGAGCCUUUCUAGCUGGUCCCAGGCUCAUCUCCGAGUGGGAGGCUGGAAUGCCCUCCUACCUCUCUCCGUGGUUAGUUUUUGAUUCCAGAGUUAUAAACACUACAUCCUUCUUAUGUCCCUCCCCAUUUCAAAGCACUUCAUGGCUGUGUUGUUUUUCUAGUUACCUGAGCUUGAGUGUGAAAGCUGGUUCAUCUCUGUUUUCUACAGCGCUUAGGUCCCAAGAAGUCUCAAUAAACUUGUUGAGUAGA